AUGCGAAGAGAGGAAGCUAUAUCAGACAAAGUGAAGCGAGCAAUCCGAGGGUCUAGAAUUGCUGUCAUCAUCUUCUCAAGGAGGUAUGCAGAUUCAAUCCGGUGUCUUGAGGAGCUGGUGAAGAUCAUGGAGUGUAAAAGAACAAUGGAGCAAAUGGUUUUGCCAAUAUUUUAUGAUGUUGAUCCUUCGGAUGUCAAGAAUCAGUCUGGGACUUUUGCAAAAGCAUUUAAGAACACGAAAACCAUUUCCAUCAAGUUAAAGAUAAGGACGAAAAGCUAUGGCUAUGGAGAAAUGCUCUUACUGAAGCUGCAGAUUUGGCCGGUGAGGAUUUUGCAAAGACUGACGGGUAUGAAGGAGAGUUUAUCAGGAAAAUAA
Molecule: messenger RNA, 375 nt
Organism: Malus domestica (apple)
Lineage: Eukaryota; Viridiplantae; Streptophyta; Magnoliopsida; Rosales; Rosaceae
Source: RefSeq, a predicted model, not a curated record